GCACGUGGCUUGAGCAGGCAGGCAGAGCUCUUCAGUGAGGUGGGUUCCGGGAGGGCUCUGAGCCUGUGCUCAGCGGAGCUCCAGAAGAAGCUCAGGGGGGCAGAGGAGGGCACAGCCACGGCUGCUGCCUGGCUCUCAAGAAGAGGGCUGGACUCUCCGUCGGCUGCAGGCUCAAGGACGGCGGGACUCCACUCCACCUAAGCCAUGUCGGCCAACCUCACAGAGGGCAGCGCCAAGUCCAAUGGGACUGGGCAGGCACUGAAUUCUCCUGUCCUUUGUACUGAAACAGCGACUUUCACUGCAGAGGUGGAAGGAGAGGAAUGGGGCUCCUUCUACUACUCCUUCAAGACUGAGCAGCUGAUAACUCUGUGGGUCCUCUUUGUUUUCACCAUUGUUGGAAAUGCCAUCGUGCUGUUCUCUACCUGGAGGAGGAAGAGGAAGUCAAGGAUGACCUUUUUUGUGACUCAGCUGGCCAUCACAGGGAAGGCAAACUACAGACGGGAACAUGAAACUUUCUGGAAGACACCUGCCCAGGUUGUGCUGGAAGAGCGCAGAUUUUGCUUUGCAUCACAGGGGAGAAGUCUGCAUUUCCCAGAACUGUUUCUCCCAAUUGCUUCCAGGUCACAUUCUGCCACUGAGGGGUACAGAUAUGAGAUCUGAAAGAGAAUUGAGAAGGAGAAACCGCUUUCUCCAGUGGCAGUUCAGCAAAAACACAAGAAGUCAAACAGGA
Molecule: messenger RNA, 730 nt
Organism: Odocoileus virginianus texanus
Lineage: Eukaryota; Metazoa; Chordata; Mammalia; Artiodactyla; Cervidae
Source: RefSeq, a predicted model, not a curated record